AUGUACAUUGCCGAAGUAUCCGAGGCAGCCAACAGAGGUGCCUACUCUUCAACUCUGGGAAUAUUUUGGGCUUUCGGGAACUUCAUUCCUAACGCUAUAGGACCGUUUAUGUCUGUGAUGUGGUUCAAUUUGCUGCUCACUUGCUUCCCGGUAGCUUUCUUCAUUACGUUCUACUUUUUGGGGAAGGAGACACCAUAUUUCCUUGUUGGAGCUAACAAGAUCGAUGAAGCCGAAGAAGUAUGUAUUGUUCAUUAG
Acanthoscelides obtectus is the source of this 255-nucleotide messenger RNA. The record is from the annotation of a GenBank genome assembly. NCBI's taxonomy places the organism in Eukaryota, Metazoa, Arthropoda, Insecta, Coleoptera, Chrysomelidae.